AAUGCUCUGGAGAUUGACUCUUGCGGUGGCUGUGGUGUGUGUUGGUGGCAUAUGCAGCUGUGUGAAGGCUGAUGUAAUGAACGGACUGAUUGUACCGAGGGACUACGGGGUGAAACUGUGCGGGAGAGAGUUCAUCAGAGCAGUUAUUUUCACCUGCGGAGGCUCCCGGUGGAAACGAUCCACAGAGGGGGACUUGGACUCUUUCCAUUGGAGUUCCCUUAGUGACGAUCCAGCAGACGACCAGCAGCGCACCUGGCAACGUGGCACAGGGCCCAGAGAUAACCGGUCUCCUCACCAUGUUGCCACCUCUCGCUCCAUGGCAGACCGCCUUGUUCUUUACAGGGCCAUAGGAGAGAGGCAGCAGCAGACGCUCAGCAACCCAACCCCUCUGGAGAAUCCUCAGUCGUUCAUGGUUUUAGGCAAGCAAGGUGGUAGUCCCACAGGAGCUGGCUGGCCCAUACCGAGUAAGAAAAAGAGGAACUUUUCUCUGGGUGUGGCAGGGAUGUGCUGUAACCAGGGCUGUACCAAGAAUGAUAUUGGACGCUUGUGCUGAGGCAAAGAGGGGGGAAGGCAUGGCAGAGAGGUGGUGAUAUAAAGGUGUUGUGAUGGGUGAUUAUGGACAGUGUACAGUUGUGGAAACUGUUUAACUGGCUAUAGUAUAGCUAGUUAUUGCCACCCACAUCUUACUGCACAGCAGACACAGUCCAUAGUAUCUGAAUUAGACUCAUCACGUCACCCCAACAUCAUGUCUCUCUGUCAUAAUGAUGUCUACAUUGUCCUCACUGGAUAUUUUGUUUAAAAGAUGCUCUGUACGGUCUGUAUAUACUGUGUGUUUCAGCAUCCUUGACAAUAAAUUUUAAAUACUGUGUUAAUAUGAAAUGUUGAGCAGUGUUAUAUAUUGUCUACAACACUUGAUUAUGCAUGGAAUGGCUCUGGAGCACCCGUGUUCUCGCCUGCAGACUAU
This is a messenger RNA of Monopterus albus (swamp eel), 964 nucleotides long. It is a transcript of the gene rln1, whose product is annotated as relaxin 1. Lineage: Eukaryota; Metazoa; Chordata; Actinopteri; Synbranchiformes; Synbranchidae. The record is from RefSeq and is a predicted model, not a curated record. Gene Ontology annotation, cellular component: extracellular region. The transcript is spliced from 2 exons. The coding region runs from base 2 to 553 and encodes 183 amino acids. Gene Ontology annotation, molecular function: G protein-coupled receptor binding; hormone activity.